UGUAUUGUAUUGCAAUACACCAGACGUGGCCGGCGAGACGUGUCGAUAAUAAGAAUCGUUAUAUUUUUUGUAGUUGGGAAUGAAAGCGGGAUGAUGAUAGGAAAUAUAUAAUGCGAGACAUGCAGUAGUUCAACCUUCUCAUCAGCUACUCAGUCGUGUGUGAUUUGAUUCACGGAACGUGCACACGCGCAACGGUGUCACGUUUCCACGAGUAGUCCGUUAUGCGCCACAUAUAAUAAGGGCAGAAAAUUCAUAUGUGGCAACGCAGCCAAGAAUGCCUGGGCUAAGCGACAUACUAAAACCACGCUGAUUGGCUUGCGUAGUUGCGUCGAAGCGCGUGAUUGGUGGGUAUCAGUCCCCGCGCAAUUUUACCUGCUAGCAGACGUCAUCAGGGCCAAGGAAAGUACGGGCGAGGGAGCUGGCUGAAGGAAACAGGUGCCUCACAAUUCUUCAUUUAUUUUGCCUCCCCAUGUGUUUAACAUUCUUUGUGCAAGACUCCCCAUUGACCCUUACUCAGGAAUAUUUUGCCAUACUCCACAAUGAAAGAAGAGAUCUCUGCUGCAGUGCUCUUCAUAUCCAAGCUUAUCAGUGGAAAUGUGAAUUUGUCACAGAAUAUGUUGUCAAAAUUUGAAGAAAGGUUGAAAGAGCUGCUCGAGGAAAGAUUUAGCAAUCAUUGGCAUCCGGAGCGACCUUGGCAAGGCCAAGGUUAUCGAUGUUUAAGAGUGAAUGAAAACACUAGGAGAGAGCCAACCAUUGAGAGAGCUGCAAGGGACUGUGGACUAAAAUAUAAGGAUCUGAACCUGCCUGUGGAGCUUACUAUAUGGGUGGACCCUGAAGAGGUAUGCUGUAGAUUUGGAGAGCAGAAAGGAUCGUAUUGUACUGUUGCAACCUUCAGGGAAGGCAACAAGGAGAAUUUUAUUGAAACAUUCGACUUCUCUCAGUUGGAACGACCAAGUUCAACGCCAUCUGGAAUGUUAAAGACAAUGGAAGUGCUGAAAGAGAGAAGAUUCGAUGGAAGUAAUGUACAAAGUCCACCAUCCAGCACCCAGUCCACUCCAACCAAGAAGAAACUCUUUAGUCCUUUGUAUCCAGGGUAUGGUACAAAGAGCCAGACUUCGCCCAGCAGAGUUAGUGGAAGUGGUAGCAGUCGGGAUAGGAAAGCCUUUGGUAAUUAUCAUAGCCAUUACAGCUCUGGGCAUCUUAAUCAUCACCACAGCCAUCAACAUCAAAGUGGAUCUUAUUCACCACCAUUCUACAAAACUCAGUCAUGGCUAAAUUUGAGUCAGACUCCUCCCCCUCCGCACAUACCAUUAUUAAGUUCUUCAGGAUUUAUUUAUCCUCCAACGGCUCCCCCGCACUACACCCACGCCCAGAUGCCUCCACAAUUCACUCGCUCGCCUCCAAGUAUAGCGCCUCAGAAGUUCAAAUGGAAUACUGCUAAUUAUCCACGUAGCGAUAGGCAUCAGUGGUUCGGGCAUCGUGCUUUGGCCAGAGUUUAAGGUGUACACACUAUUACAAGGGGCACUUAUGAGUAGAGUAUGUUUGGAUGGGUGAAGUGAUCUGUGCCAGCUUGGUUAACAUAUCCCUCAUGUGAUAGUUUUAGCAUUAUAUAUACAUUGUCUAAUUGUUGACUUUUCCAAUUUACAGUAGCUUGAUCUCACUAGAAUUAAUAUUCUUUAAUAGUUUUGCUUAGAUAAUGCUAAGCUGGUGAUUGCUACAAUGUAAUGAAACACAAAUAAUGGUUUAAAUUUCUUAGUUCCUCUUAAGUGCCCCUUGUUGCUAUGCCCAUACUAAGAAUGUGCAUGUUUCAGUGUGAUUCUGCACUGUUCUUUGUCAGGGAGGGAGGCACCUUGAGCCAGUUCAAAGUGAAGUCUUUUUAUUAGUGAAGCAAGUGAGACAUGCAGCUGUAUGAUGGGAAUUACAUCCUUAUAUAAAGGGCUCUGUAGUAAUCAACAAGGCGAUAGGUACAAAGAUGGUACAAGAUAUACGUAGUAGUUUAGAGGCUAAUAGUACAGGGUCACUUAACGUAAAGUGAAUGGGUUGUUUCCUCACAGAUGGUGCUCAGACUAUGAGGCUUAAAAUAGUACUAUAAUUGUUAUUUGGAUAAUUUCCAAAACCUAAUACUGUACUGUAUUUCAUUAGUAAGAAAGAUUUUAAUUUGAAAAGUGCUCAAGUGUGUCUGCUCAACUGUGAUUCCAUUGUCAGCCGACCCUUGUUUUAGAGUUCAAAGGAUUAUGAAUGAGGCACUACUCCUGUUGGCCCUUCAGUCUCUCUCUCCGAGUAGGUACCUGCAAAUUUAGGAAAGGUCCCACAGAUUAGAGGUUAUAUAUAUAUACAUAUAUAUUAUUUUUCUUAAAUUAAUGUUUUUAUUUAGAAGCACUUUGUACCCCAGUAAGAAUGCACUGGUAUUCUGGGUGACAGCUCUAUUAUAUUUCUCCCCUCUGAUGCAACUUGAAAAAAAAACUAAAAAGUUGAUAAGAUUACAUUGACAUUCUCAGGAGUAUAUGCACAAAUUUCUGGUUGUGGCUUUUGUGGGGUCAUAUGGGCAAGAUUCAUGAUGAAAUUUGUGGUGGUUUGACAUGAGGUAUAGCUGUUGUAUCAGGUUUUCCAUGUCCAGACAAGUCCUGGAGAUACACACUCCUAUAAUGGACAUCAAUAUAUAUGCACCUUUGUCAGUAUAUUUGAAAUCUAAAAUUUAAUUUUUAAUAGUUUUACAUAGAGAUGCUCCAAGCAUUAACUUAAGUUUCUAUGAUUGCAAGUCGUUAGUUUCCUAUUUGUCAAGAGUGACUGGAAGUGCAACUAGAAUAUUCAUCUAAAUAAUUUUUGUGUUCUUUUUGAAAGAUGAUUCAUUUCUGUGUUUUGAUCUAGAUCAUGCCUGUCCUUCUGUAGUGAGCAUAUAAAACAGGAUUUCACAGUUGGAUCAGAAGCUUAGUACAUAGUUUUGAUUGACAAGGAAUUUCUUGUGGGAUGGUAAAUUAAACAAAAAAUUGCCAUUAAUGCACGUGCUAUCAAAAUUUUAUUUAAUUAGAAUAGAUGUAUAUAAGAUAUACAAGGAUACACCCCAGUUUUACAUGCCAGAUACACAUAACAUAUUUAUAUAUAUUUAUAUAUUUACAUAUAUAUAUAUAUACUUACCAUAGAUAUAUAUAUAUAUAAAAUCUAUGUAGCAUCUAAAAGAAAGAUUAAAUAUAUAAUGAUAACCACUGACCAUAUUUCACCUCAGUUAUACUGUGGCUCUUUCUGCUAGUCUAUCCUCUUUCUUAAUUUUAAGUAAUACAUGUAAAUUAUGAUUGAAUUGUGAAACUUUUUGGCGGUGCUGGCUAUAAAUUAACAUUUAAAAUAAGUCGUUCAUCAUUACACUAUUCUUGCUGACAUUAAUCCCAUAGUUGUGAAGAAGAUAGUUUCCAUUGGCCGCUCCGGUGCAACGCGAUUAAUAACAUUGAAGAUGUAAGCUCAGGUUGACUUGCCCCUGGGUGAGGGUUUUUGCUAGACUAAGUACAAUUUUGUUGUAAGUCAAAUAUCUUGUAAGUUAGCCAAUUUUUUGUUCUUUUAGAUUUAGUUUUGUAUUGCAGUUGUUGUAAUUUCUUUAAAUUUCAAUCCUGAUAAUGAUAAACCUUAAAUGGGAUUCAUAUAUUUCUUCCUUUGAACGCUGCCUGUGUGAACGUCUGUUUUGUUUGAAGUGUAGGGCUUGCAAUAAUUUAUUCAUGUAUGUAAUUAUGCUAACAAAGUUCAUCCCAAAUUGUGAAGUCGACUAAAUACUAUAGUUGGAAUUCUAGUAGCUUAUUGUGGAGCACAUUUAGUUUGUGAUCUUGACACACGUGCCGUCCCGUCUUGUCAAAAUACUUGAGGGUUGAAACUCAUGGAUGUGACUUGGUAAGUGAAUACAUUAUUGUGGUAAUCUGAUGAUGGAAAGAUUGCAUGUUUUGCUUGUUUAUAGUCACUAACAAAGGGUCUUGCAUAAUCAGAAUUUAUCCAUAUUAAUGAUUUGUUUCUUUUAUACAGUUUGUACCAAUCUUGAUAAUUGAAAGCACUAAUUGAUUAUGAACUUUGGAAUAGAGUACCUAAGAGUAUUUGAAAAUGUUUUGUGUAUCUUUGAACAGCAUAUCAUUUAUUCAUACAGUACAUUUAACAUGCUUGGGUUUUUUCCAUUUCCUUGGGAGUUGAACAUGACCUAAUUGAAAGUAAACCAAUAUUAAAAGUGAGUUUUCAACUUCAUUUAAAAUUUUGUGAAGGUUAAUUUAAAUUUAUGGUGCAAUUUAUAUUUUGUUCCAUUGCUGAGACAACUGCAGUGUCCAAGUGUUUUAUGAUAAUCACAGGCAAUACAUAUUUUUCCAUAAUAAAAUGAGUGGAAUAAGAUUUGAUGCGACAUAUCUAUCAAGUAGUGUCAUUUUGCCCUAUUUUUGUCUUGCUGUCACUCAUAUUAAUUUGUAGUGAAUGUUCAUAUAAUGUAGGCUUAUUGACAUAGGAUUUUCUAAAUUUGUAGUGACAAGAUUGAAAUAUAUAAUGAAAAUCACAUUAACAUUCAGAAUCCUUGUGUAAAUAUUGAGAUUGUACAACAGAAUCCAGUUGAUAGUGCAUGUGCCUGAGGGGAUCGGGUGUGGGUUUGAUUCCAUUGUAGGGCCUCGGUAUUUAUUCACAAUUGAAAUGUGCUUCACAUUGGCAUAAAUGUUAUUCCUGGGUGUUGUCUGGGUAGUCUGUUUGGUACUAUUUUAUUUUGGAUUAAAUUCGCAUAUUUGUUAUGUGGGGUUAGGUCAAUCAAGUGUAGGGUCUUGACAUGAACAAUAAUGUAUUCUGUAUUAGUUCUUGCUACUACACGAGUGUCAUCUCUUAUAGAAUUUGUUAUAAUUACAAAGGAUAUACAGUACAUGUUUUAUAUUUAAAAGUGUUUAGUCUGUUGCAGGUGAUAGAACUGUAGAUGGUUAUUGCAUAAUCCUAUUUGAAAAUAUAUUCAGCGUCAUUUAGAAUGGGGCAGUUUCAUGUAUUCAGUAACCAAACCCUUGUCUGUCUGCAUCUUUGAUGCCUCAAACUGGAUUUGGUAUGAAAAGUCUUUCUCAAACAUUGUAGCCACUUUCUUUCUUUAGAGUUUCAGAUUCUAAAGCCAAAUUUCAAACAUUGAAGACUGUCAAAUGGCUAGCUGCAAAAACCACUACAAUAAUUUUUCAGUAGCUGUUUUGAGCAUUGUAUAUUUCUUAAAUAGUGGCUAGAAAAAUGUAGAAUAUUUGACACUCUGCUCUGUUUAGUGGAGAAGGCUGGGGCAUAAAGUUAAUGAUGGAUGCUUUUUAUCAAGACACUGAAGUUCUGAAAUAAGCAUAUAUAACUACAUUGUACUGUUGAUGUGAUAUAAACAUUUAAUGUGUCUAGUUUGAAGCACUUACAGUUUGUACAUAAGUUUGCUUUUCAUUAAUUCUGUAUUACACAAGAACCUGUACUAAGAGUAAAUGUCUAGAACACAUUUAAAUUUCUACUGUUUUUGCAUUCAUUAGAUUUUAACAAAUGUGCAUAUAACUGGACAUGGGGAAUGUUGCCACUACAACAGAUACUGUAUUAGCAUUUUAGAAAUUAAUUUAAGUAACAUAAUUGCUGCUACUCAAUAUAUAGAACUUGUAAGGUAGGGAACAGGGUAGGGAAGAUGAGGUGUUGUGCAAGGGACUCGUGUUGUGCUUUAGUCUAAUGGGGAGUAUUGAUCAAUUGUCAUGUAAUUUGGUGAACAUUAUAUUUUUGUCCAACCAAAUAUAAUUACAAUAAAUGCAUUAUUUUAGCUUAAAAUGAAGGUAAAGGUUUCCUUUUGUGAUAGAAACUCCUCCUGUAUGGAAAUGCAAGAGGCAGUAGACAUACUACAGAUUUUUUAAGGAUGAUAAAAUUUGAAAAUUUCAAUCCUUUUUGUGAAGGUGAAAUUUAUAAAUCUGAUAGUGAAUGUUGUUAGUGGGGUCGCAUGCUUUUGUUGCCUUUACUUAAUUUGAUGACUUCUCUAUUUUGAUUUCUGUAUUCUACCAUUUAACACAAUGGUAAUGGUGUAACACUUUGGUUCCUUUCACAAUUUCAUUGCAGUUAGUGAUUGUAAUAUCCAUUGAACUUUGCUUUUCUAAGUUUGUAAAAGCUGAAGAGGUACUGUUUGCUCAAAAGUAUAAAUGAGGGUUUAGUUUUUGGAAUAUUCGUCCAGUACCGUGAUCACAAGUUGCAUGCCAAAAUAAUUUGAUAAUGUAUUUUAUAAUGAUUAAGUGGACCUUUAGCAAGAUAAGAAUUCCUGUUGAAUAUUUUUUUUUUUUGUUUUUAUUGUAGAAUAUAUGCUCAGUCUUAUUUUCAUUGAUUAUUUUUUGCCAAGAGCAAAACAAAGAGGAGGUGGCCAUGUAAACUCCUGGGGGUCGCCGAGGGUGCGACCACCGCUCAGUGUAGUUUACUAACAUGUUACUAACAAACAGAUGAUGGAUCAUAUGCACAUUUUUUAUCACUAUUAAUGCCUACUAAAACAAGAUUUCUGUUUGAAUUCUAUUUACUUUGUAUAGCUGUUCCUUUCAAUUAUUCAUUUAGCAUUUUGUUAGCUGUAUUGUAGUUUGACUUGUUUGUAUGUUUUCAUGUAUCAGUUUUUGGCUAUAUUUCUUUUGAACUUUUCUUAAAGAAUGUCUGUAAACAAUAAGUCGCAUUAAAAAUAACUUUAGUCAUAGUUGCAUAACCCAUGAUGCUAGUUAAUAUAAGUGGAGUUGUAUGUGAGCAGAUGGAAUAUAGAUUAUUGAUCAUGAACUGCCGUAUAGAAGUCCAGCAUUUUAUAGAUUGGCAUACGUACAAAUUUUGGGUAAUUUAAUACUUUUUCAGAGGGACCAACUUGUAUUAUAACAUUCUUGUAUUAAAAGUACCUGAAGUUUUUUCAUUUGGUACUACUGUUACUCAUACUUUUAGGCCUCGCAUCAGUUGUUUAUGAUAAAAUAGAAUGGCAGAAUAAUUCUGGAAUUUAAUAUUAUACUGCAUCUGUUUUGAAAAUCUCUUCUUUUUUUUCCUUAGGGUUGAUACUUUUGUUUUGCUCUUGGGUAGUAACAACUAGACAAAAAUAUCUAAAUGUUAGGUUAUUACAUCAUGCCGAGUACAUUUAUGGCAGAAAACAGGCUUGUCUUUUCUGGUAAAGGUCCCAAAAAUCAUGUUGACCAGUUUUUUUUUUUUGUGGUUUAUGUAUAGAAAAUCCUUAUUUAAGAUGUACUCAUAUUACGGUAAUGCCAUUAUUAUUGGUAUGGCAUUGUAGCUGUAAGGCAAGUUGUGUUCUACAGUACCGUGUCUUGUUGUUCUCUGACUCGUGCUAGAAGCUACAGUGUAUUUUGUUGGCCAAUUUUUAAAUUGUUCUUUUUUUUUUUUUUUUUUUUUUUUUUACAUCAUAAAUUUCCUAUAGGGAAGAUUGAGUCUCACAGUACACUUGAUUAUGCACAGACAAAUGAUGUAUGUAGCAGGUUUUUACUUCAGUCUGCUGUUACUCAUUGAUAACAUGUAAAUAGAAGAGGCUAAUUACGAAGACUUUAAAAAAAAAAAUAAUUUUCAAAUACCAAUUUGCAAUGUAGAUAAAAGUUUAGUUUAGGGAAAACUGUAAAGCUGAGUAUAAAGUACUGUACAUUUGUUUUCUGUGCAUGGCAAGUGUAUUGGUAUACGUAAUGUCUUCGUGUACAGUCACAGGCUUUAAGUUUUUAGUGGGUGUUGCAAGAUUUGAGUGUAGGCCAGUUUUAAGUGCCCUUGAUGAACAGUAAUAUGUCGAUUGGCCAGGGUGUUUGUAAAAAAGUUUUAGACAUAAGAUUCAUUCAUCUAUAUAUAUUAUAGUUGUAUAUCAGUACUCUCUUUAAUGGGAUCCAGUAUCUUGAGGAUUCAUUUUCCCUUGAGUGCCUUCCUGUUCUUGAUAGUACAAAGAUGACCUCUGUAGGUAGUGGUUGCAGCCAUACUUCUCUUAUCAAAAGUGGUCAUUUGUUGAUUGAAAACCAUUUACCAAUUUCACACAAUUUGAGUGGUACUCUGAUAUAUUGUUUUGAAUAAAAGUGCAUCAUAUGCACUAAUUUUUUAUGGCUUUUGAAACUCGAGUUUUUCCAUUGGAAGUAGGAUUCUUGAAUAUACUUUUGGUGCUGUUAUUUAAGUAUGGAAGAGUGCUGUAUAAAAGUUUUUACUUUUUAAAAAUUGUAUAUAUAUAUAUAUUUGAUAUAUUUUUGGUUUAGCGGUGUGGGCAUGCUGAGCUCGCAUCCAUUCAGGUGAGGUCUGUGGCUUUCAAAGAGUCGUCACGGUCUAACUUGAAUCACAUUUCAACAUCAUCAUGGAUGAAUCUUUAGAAUGUGGCAAUUAUUAGGCCCAGUAGUUGUUACCAAGUUUUACUGUGUAAAUGUAGCUCCUCCAGUGCUAUUGUCUUUGCUCUAGUCAUGAAUUAUAACUUUUUUUUUAUAUAUUUAUCAUUCACCCACUACUACAAAUGGCAUACAGGCUGUGGCAAGAUUAUUAUUUUGCAAUAAGACCAAUAUAUAUUUUAUGGAAGCAUUUACCAUUAAGUUCUUGGGUAAUUGUAAAUUUUUGUCCAAAUUUUGUUUCUUUAUAUUUGUAAUUUGUACAAGUAUUUAGGAUUAUUUUUUUAAUUUGCUUUGAUCAUUUUGUUUGCCAUUACUUUUUUGUCACUAAAUUCCACAUUGAAAAGGUUGUAUAGGGAAAUUCCAUUGAACUUGGCAUUUGGUGCGGCUGACAAUCAUACGUUGAAUAUUUGAGAUGGACAAAGUUGGCCGUUACUUCACUUCUUGCUGCUACUCACUGUAAGCCAAACCUGUGAUAAUUUAGUUUCAUUUUCCAUGUCACUGGAAGAUCUAUAUGACUGUUGGAAAAUAAGCUUGUACUCAACAAAUAUAAUUUAAUGAUUUGCUGAAUAGGUGACAAAUUUGGGGCCAUAAUCUUUCAGGCUUAUCUUAUAUGCUGUAGAUUUCUUCUUGAUCUUUAAAUCAGAAUUUAGUGUUAUUAUUAAUGUAAUAAAGGAAUGUAUUUUAGGUAAAUAGCAACAUUUAUAUUUCUCAGAAAAAUUUAAUUGUACAGUUUUUAUGGCAUUGCA
This is a messenger RNA of Procambarus clarkii (red swamp crayfish), 9049 nucleotides long. Its product is annotated as protein BTG3. Gene Ontology annotation, cellular component: nucleus; cytoplasm. Gene Ontology annotation, biological process: negative regulation of cell population proliferation; negative regulation of mitotic cell cycle. NCBI's taxonomy places the organism in Eukaryota, Metazoa, Arthropoda, Malacostraca, Decapoda, Cambaridae. The record is from RefSeq and is a predicted model, not a curated record.